AGCCUCCCCCCGGGCCCGGCAGGAGGAGGACGGGGAAGCAGCAGCGGCCCGUGGGAUAGGCCGAGCGCCGCCGCCUCCCCCGGGGCGAGGGGCCCCCGCCCGCACCGAGCCGCCCCCCGCCGGGACUGGCCUGAGGCCCCCCCCGCCCGCCCCCGGAGAGCGCGCGAGGAGCCGCCGCUGCCCCCGCCGAGGGGCCGGGGCCCCCGGGCCGGGCCGGGCCCCCGCCGCGCCCGGGCUGGAUGAAUGUGGGGCAAGAUGGAGACCAAGACGAUCGUGUACGACCUGGACACCUCCGGGGGGCUGAUGGAGCAAAUCCAAGCCCUGCUGGCCCCGCCGAAGAGCGAGGACGGCGAGAAGAAGGGCCGGCGGCCCGAGAAGGAGGCCCGGCGCAGUGGCCGGGCCACGAACCAUGAUAGCUGCGAUAGCUGCAAGGAAGGAGGGGAUCUGCUGUGCUGCGAUCACUGCCCGGCCGCUUUCCACCUCCAGUGCUGUAACCCUCCAUUGAGCGAGGAAAUGUUGCCUCCAGGGGAGUGGAUGUGUCAUCGCUGCACUGUACGCCGAAAGGUAAAACCUCUUAUCCAAACAAACUCAGUUCUCUUUGGGUCACUCUUCUAAAAUGUUAACUCUUUAGUAUUUUCCAAAUAUUUGUCACUCGUAUUUGAGUCUUACUGCCCUUUUUUCCUCCUACCAACCUUUCUUUUCCCACCCCCACAGACACAGAUACAAAACCUUAGAGUUCUGCUCCAGUGUGUGUGAGAUCAUGGAAUCGCAGGAAGUAAAGUGAAGGUUAGAGAGCUUGGCAGAGCAGAGAGGUUUUGAUUAGGAGUAGGUGGAUAGAAAACUCUAAGCCAGUCCCAAAUUCCUGUACUGAUUUUUACUAUUAGAAAUCACAAAACUGAACUUUAAAUCCAGACUUACAAACAUUUAAUUUAGUAACGUACCCUCAGCAAACAGCAAUUUUCCACAUUUAAUCUUGAACAGGAAAAAACAAACUGCACUAAAAAUAUCCCAGAGGGAAUAAUUCUGCACGGGCAAAGGAGAUGGACUAGUUGUGACUUAAUAUGGCUUCCCAUCUUUAGUGUCUGAUGCUUUUAUUGCAGUGCCUCAUGAUUCUGGCUAGCAAAAACAAAACAAAACUGUGACCCCACAACAAUUUCCAUAGCAACAGACUGAAUUGCUGUGAAUUAUGACUUCCUUAUUUGCAAGAACAGGAUGGAGAGAUGAUUCGGCAAGAUUGUGGCUUGGUUUUUUGACAUGCUAUUUCCCAGGAAGCUCUCCUUGCUAAAUGUAAACAUGAUUUUGCAGCAAUGACGUCUUCAGACUGUGUACCCAAGUGUUUAAAGAGAUUCUGCACCAAAUUAUCCAGGAAGCCAUUCAUAUGAAGUGCCACACAAAUUCACCUCCAACAUAUUCUUUUUUCCAACUUGCCACCUUUUAUCAUGGUCUCUUGCUCCUGGCAAAUCACUUGUGAUGCUGUUAUAUCCUGAAGACAGUAACGCUUCAGAAACUUGUCUCAACAAUAAAAAGGUCAUCUUAAAAAGAGCAAUGGCUUUUGCUUUUUCUAACUCUUUUCCUUAUCUUGAAUGGCUUAGCCCUUAAUUUUCGCUCAUUCCAGCACCUCACACAAACAAGAAAUGCUGCUUCCGGAAAAACUGUAUCCGACAAAAGGCUGAGUUUCUGGUGGCUCAAAUUUGUUGUUUUUUCCCCCCCCCUCUGCUCCUGAUUUCUUUCCUGUUUUGUUUGGUUGGUUGGUUUUUUUGGGGAGGCGGGGGGUGUUCCCCUCCUCCUUUCCCAUGUGCAACUAGCUUUGCACAUUUUCUCCCUUGGAGGUUCAUAUGCUGCACAUCUCACAGCUUUCAUGGAGAUUGAUGUGAAUGCUAAGUCCUUAAACUGUGCUGAUGCUGCCCCUUGUGACUCAUAAUAAAUUAUGCCCAUUGCACCUUCCAGACUAGGACCACCAAGAACUAAUGCUGGCUGGCUAGAGACCUCAAAAUUAGGGCUGUCAAGCAAUUUUAAAAAAGGAAUCGCGAUUAAAAAAAUAGAAUACCAUUUACAUAUUUUUUGGAUGUUUUCUACAUUUUCAAAUGUAUUGCUUUCAAUUACAA
Chrysemys picta bellii (western painted turtle) is the source of this 2105-nucleotide messenger RNA. The record is from RefSeq and is a predicted model, not a curated record. NCBI's taxonomy places the organism in Eukaryota, Metazoa, Chordata, Testudines, Emydidae.